Molecule: messenger RNA, 633 nt
Organism: Torulaspora delbrueckii
Lineage: Eukaryota; Fungi; Ascomycota; Saccharomycetes; Saccharomycetales; Saccharomycetaceae
Gene: RPC25
Product: DNA-directed RNA polymerase III subunit RPC25
Exons: 1
Coding region: 1-633 (210 amino acids)
Biological process (GO): transcription initiation at RNA polymerase III promoter; DNA-templated transcription
Cellular component (GO): RNA polymerase III complex
Molecular function (GO): DNA-directed RNA polymerase activity; DNA binding
Source: RefSeq, a predicted model, not a curated record
AUGUUCAUAUUGAGUAAAAUAAAUGAUCUGGUUAGAAUCUCGCCAGAUCAAUUUCAUCGAGAUACAGCGUCCGCUGUGACUCACCAAUUGAAUAACAAGUUUGCCAAUAAGGUUAUUCCUCAUGUUGGGUUGUGCAUUACGAUUUAUGAUCUAUUGGAAGUCGAUGAAGGUCAAUUAAAACCAGGGGAUGGCGCUUCUUACAUUUAUGUGACAUUUAGGGCACUUGUGUUCAAACCGUUUGCAGGUGAAGUGCUGACAGGUUGGAUCUCGAAAUGUACAGCUGAAGGUAUCAAAGUUUCUCUAAUGGGGGUGUUCGAGGAUAUAUUCCUGCCCAAAAAAAUGCUUUUCGAAGGUUGUUUGUAUUCGCCAGACGAUAGUGCCUGGGUAUGGCCAAUGGACGAAGAGACCAAGCUAUAUUUCGAUGUUAACGAGAAGAUAAGAUUUAGAGUGGAGCAAGAGGUGUUUGUGGAUGUGAAACCUAAAUCGCCCAAAGAAAGGGAACUAGAAGAACAAGCCGAACAACAGCAGAAGGAAGAAGGUUUACCAGUGAACAUCGUUACAAAACCACCUGCAUAUGCGAUCUUGGGUAGCUGUCAAACUGACGGUAUGGGGGUCGUAGGAUGGUGGGAGUAA